GGCUAAUAACACACGGCUUGCGGCCGGCGUAGGACGUGCGACACGCCAUUUUUUCCCCGAAACUUUUUUAAAAACAAACGUUUGUUAACGUGAUCUGUGUCUUUUGGAUAGUGACCAGUGAUGGAUGAUUGAAUUUUAUGUGAAGUUAAUUGACAAUAAUUAGUGUGUGUGUUGUGUUAAUUGCGAAUGGAUUGCUAGCGCUGCAUUUAGUUAGUGAUAUAAUUAAUUACAAUUACAAUGACAUCAAAGAAACGGUACCGCGCUGCGAGAUAGUGAAGAAAUGACGCAGAAAACAGGGAAAGGGGUGGAGAUGACUUGAUUGUGCGAGUGUUUUAAAUGAUGAUAGGACUUUAUAAUGCCUGAUCGGGAAGUGCCUGGAAGCGGUUUCUUGCCUCUGCAGUUUCCUUCGGCUUUCGCUGCGUUCCACGCGACAGCUGCGCAGGCGCCGCCGGGCACCAUGCACCACGCGACGCAUUACCAUCAUCAUGCUCAGUUAGCAGCAGCAGCGGCGGCGGCAGCAGGCGCUACCAGUGAGCUGAGUUAUCUCGCAGCACUUCACCCGGCCUACAGGCCAGUACCGUACGACCAUCCAUUGUAUGGCGCUAACACAUUACGAGGUCUCGAGUACUUGAGUGCUGCUAGGAGUCUUCAUCCAGAACUACACGCGGGUAGUACACUUGCGAGUCAAGACUUUCAAUUGGGUUUAGAAGGUUCUAGAUUAGCAUCACCAAAUCGUCUGCGUCUCUCUGGCGGAGCGAUAAGUGCAUCAGCUAAUAGAAAACGAGCUGUUUCCUGGAGCCCCUACUCUGCGGAGUCAUUGGAUCUGGCUGCCGUCAUCAGGGCGUCUCCGGCUAGCUUAGCUGUGCGGGCACCUUCUGCUGCCUCUACGGGGAGUUAUGGGCACCUUAGUGCUGGUGCAAUAUCACCGGCUCUAUCACUCUCCCACGCAUCGCUAGCGCAACAAAUUCUGGCUCGCGGAGGUAGUGGGGUGCUGCCUGCUGGUGUGCUGUUGGACCCCGCACAUCAGCAGGCGGCGGCUGCCGCUGCGCAUCAUGCUGCUCAUGCGCACCUCGUUGCUGGUAUCCAUAGAUCUCACAUAUCGUCACCAACCCAGUUACUGAUAGGCGCUCCAGUGGAUGUCGGGCAAGGUUUGAGGUUAGAUGGAACACCACCACAGCACAUGCAGCAACCUCCACAACCACAGGAAAUCACCAGUGUUAUGGAAGCUGAUAGUUCACAUUUCCAUUACAGUGCCUCAACAGCGAUGAACCAACGCAAGUCACCCCAAAGUCUAAUGUCCCGAGAUAUGCAUUGUAAACCUCUCUCAGCCGCUGCAGAGAGCACGGUGCACGAUGGCAUCGACUGUAAAGAUGAGCCAGGGGACUUCAUUGAGACGAAUUGCCACUGGGUGGAUUGUAAACUAGAGUUCCCGACACAAGAUGACCUCGUGAAACACAUAAACACAGACCACAUUCAUGCGAGCAAAAAGGCAUUCGUGUGCCGAUGGGUUGGCUGUUCGAGAGACGAAAAGCCGUUCAAAGCUCAAUAUAUGCUGGUGGUGCAUAUGCGAAGGCAUACGGGUGAAAAACCGCAUAAAUGCACGUUCGAAGGAUGUUGUAAAGCGUACUCCCGUUUGGAAAAUCUAAAAACUCACCUCAGGAGUCACACAGGCGAAAAGCCGUACACCUGCGAAUAUCCCGGGUGUGCGAAAGCAUUUUCAAAUGCUAGCGAUAGGGCUAAACAUCAGAACAGAACACAUAGCAACGAGAAACCAUAUGUAUGCAAGGCCCCAGGCUGUACCAAGAGAUACACGGACCCAUCCUCUCUUCGGAAACAUGUUAAGACAGUUCAUGGAGCAGAAUUUUACGCCAGUAAGAAACAUAAAGGAUGCAGUCGUGGUGAUGAUUCAGCAGAAUCCGGUGGUGGAGGAGCUGGGUCCUCACCGCGUUCGGAGGAAGGUGGAGUACCCAUUGGUAUACGAGGUCAUACUUCGUCAGCCUCUGUCAAGAGUGAGAGCCCCGCAUCACCUCUACCUCAUGGAAUGCAUAAUGGUCAUCAGUUGUCUGCUCAAUGUGGUGGGGACUUGGACUACGGUGGUUCUGGUCUGGGUGGUUUUAGCGAUGAACAUGGUGUCCCCUACUUCAGGAUAGAUGGAGAGGUUGAACAAGAGGUAGUAGGUGAAGUUGGUCAACUUCCGCUAAUGUUACGAGCCAUGGUGGCAAUCGGAGAACCGAGAGCUCAACACCACGCUCCUCGACUGGGCCACAAGAUGGGUCUUGGAAGACUGAUGCCAUUACAUGCUCCAGAUAUUGGAGGUGGACCUAUGCCCGGAAGAACAGAAAUUGGGGGCACCAAUGUGGCUGUUGAAUUAAAGACGGGUCCUCCAAACGCGAGACGAGACUCCGGCAUUUCUUCUGGAAGCAGCCUGUACAGUGCCAGAUCGUCUGACAUAUCCCGCAAGAGCAGCCAGGCGUCUGUGGUGGGCGGUGUGACGUCUCACGUGACCCAGCGGUUACUGUCGCAACCAGCUGUUUAUGACCAGUUAUCACCGGACAGUAGUCGAAGAUCUAGUCAGGUGUCGUGUGUGGGCUACGCUCCACCUCCAUCAUCAGCCCUUGCUGCUGUCCAGGCUGUCAGAACUUCUCAAGGCAAUCAGGCCGUACUGUUACGAGGAGUGACCUGCACAGAAGUAAGAGCUGAAGAACUGUCACUUGAGCUGGAUCCUAACAUUCAGGUCAAGGAGGAAGCCAGGAGAUUGUCAGAGCAAUCGAAUCUGAGUGACCAGCAGUAUCAGCCAUAUCCUUGCAAUACUGAUGCCGACCCGAAUUUCCAAUUCAAGACCGAAGAUGACCACGAUGCCAACACGUACAAGGAAUCACGGUCAAAUUCAACCGCUACAGUCGUUAUAACUACUGCACAGGUUCACCAUCCAAACCAAGAAGUCAACUUGGAACAGGUCGCAGAAGGAGAAAUGGUGGAGAAUAAGCUGGUGAUACCAGAUGAAAUGAUGCAAUAUCUUAACCAAUCCAUAUUGGGCACCGACACGGUUAAGCCAGCCACCGACUCCACCAAACAAGAACCAGACACAGAAACCGAUAAAAAAGUAACCAAAGAGAAUAUAACUAGUGAAGUUCCAAACACAAACAAUUCCAGUGACAAAAUUAGUGACGUUGCAACUAGUGACGAUUCUCUCCUCAAAAAUCUAGGUGCCAUAGGUAGUGAUCUCAAUAUAAGUGAUAUUCAAGUCGAUUUAAGGUCAUUAGAUGUUAGUAUGUCCGGCAAUAGUGGCUCUCUCUUAGCGAAGUCGCCCGACGAUAAGAAUCCUCCUCUACAAGAACAAGUUAUUCCAGAAGUCCCGAACGAGAAUUGCGAGAAAGAGUUUAAUAGAGUGCCCGUAAAUCAGACAGCAACAAGUAAUCCUCUACAAUCGUUGCAAUCGAUGACAGCGAAUCAAACUGAACAAUCUAAUAGGAUGAGGUUAAAUAACCCAGUGCCACAAAAACAAAAUACAAAUAUCAAAACGAAUUUACAAACCACUAUGACCAUGCCACAUGGAAUGCUAAGCCCACAAAGCUUACCGCACAGCGCCAUGAGCCCUCAAAGUGUAAUGAGCCCCCACAAUAUGACAAACCUCAUGAGUCCCCCCAGUGUUUACAAUGUGAUGAGUCCCCAAAGCGUGAUGAGUGUCAUGUCACCACAACACAACGCCAUGAGCCCUCAGUCCAUGCAGAGUCUACUGAGUCCCCGGCAUAACAAUAUCGGAAGCCCCAUGUCACAGAACCUUAACAGCCCAAUGAUGAACAUGGCCAGCCCUAUGCCUCAAAACAUUGCAAGCCCAAUGAGUCACGGUAUGCCCAGCCCCAUGCAUCCAGGUCUACAAAGUCCUAUAACCAGUCCCAUGAUUCAGAACAUGACAAAUAUGACAAUGAACAUGCCGUCACCUCAAAACCAGAACCAAAACAUUAUGAUGAUGAACGGCAACAUGGCUGCUUCCCAAAUGGCUAAUUCUCAAAUGGCUGCUCCUCAUAUGGCGCAAUAUAACAGCAGACAAAACUGUAAAAUGCCAAAUAAGAAUUUUAACGUCCCUAAACAAUACCCGAACCAAAGCUACAACCAGCAUCCAAUGCAAAACCAAUCCAUGCCUCAGCAGAAUAUGGCUCAAUAUCCAGUAAUGCAGCAAUUCAAUCAAAACAUGCAGAUGCAGGGCCCACAGCCCCAAAUGCCCUAUAUGGCAAAUUAUCCCCAGAACUACAUGAACCAAAGCGGUCAAAUGCAUCCCAUGCAAAUGUCCCGAUCUUCAGUUAUGAGUGUCGAUAACAGUGGUAAUAUACCUCGUGGAACCAUUAACAGUUACUAUGAAAACCAAUGCCCCCAAAACCUGCAACAUACACAAAACGUACAGUACCCUCAACCUCCUUAUAAUACAGCACCAAACCUCAUGGGACCUCCACCACCUAAAAACAACCAGUUUAACAACCAAUAUUACAACCGGCAAUUGAACCAGUGGGAAUACGCUAACCAGUACAAUAAAAUGAAAUCGGCACAGAACUCCGUGAACAUGUCAACGGGUAGUCAGAAACCUGUAAACGGUAUGCCUCCGAUCAACCAGGCCCUCAAAAAUGGGGACACAGAUUGUAGCAUGAACAGUUUACGAAGUCAAAAUCAGCCGAGCGACGUUCAAGUAUGGGACAUAUCCCAAUCACAAAUUGACGCUUCAAAUAAUAGAAAGAAACAGAAUAGCAUGCGGCAAGACACCUAUCAGAGAACUUUGGAGUACGUGGAGAAUUGCGAAAAUUGGAAGAGUUCAGAAAUGGUAUCCAGCAGCACCCAUCCCCUACAAGGUGGUGAUAAUAUGGUUGUUAAUGAUUUGCAGACGUCCUUAUCUUCAUUUUACGAAGAGAACCAAUAUCUCCAAAUGAUUCAGUAACUUUGUGUUGUGUUAAAAAGGUUGAUUGCAAAUGCCAAAUACGCUCAUAUUUGUACGUAAUCACCAUUUUAAUACGUUUUUAUACAACUGAAUAUUAAAAUUUAAUUUAUAUGAAUUUAAUCUAAAUUGUCAAAUAUGAAUGUAGUUAAAUUGUUGAAAAUUAUCUCUAGUACCAUUCAAUAAAAAUCAGUUUCCAUAUCAAAUCGCGAAGAAAUCGGCAUAUCUUAGACCUAAUAAUUGACGAUGUGUGUCAGGCACAGGAAGAAUUACUUGCCUAUUAAGAAAAAAUUAAAUGCCGAAAUCUGAGACAUCUAUUUUGGGGUUGUAGCACCGAUGGACUUAUAUUAUUAUUAAAAAUCGCUUUCCAUUUUAAGUCCUUGUCUUAAACGGUGCAUUUGACGUUGUUAAUAUUAUAUAGACUGAUUAAUUAUUUUUAGAAUAAGUACAUAAUGUAAAAGACACGCACAGGUUGUAUAUAAUGUAAAAUUUUAUGUCUUCCAUUUAAGUACAUAUAAUGUAGUUGUAUAUAGGCGCUGUAACGAAUUAUGUAAUGUAUUCCGAGAUAAAUUUAAAUAUUCAAAUUAAUUUCGUUGGAAGGAUUUUUGUAAAAUAACAUAAAACUUGCGAAAUAAAAAAAAUACUUUACGUAUUCCAAAUACUUUUAAUUGGUAUUUAUUUUAACAAUUACUCUCAAGUGCCUUAUUAUACACCUUUUUGUGAGAAACAUGGACUAUUUACAUAAAUAAAUUCACUUAAACUUUGUAUAAAUACUUCAGGGCAGUUGUUGUGUAUCACGAAUAAAGCUUAUCAAAUAUGUCAAAAGCUUGUCAUGAAAAGCCUCCGACUGUCCCUCUCUUGUUAUUAUUACUAUUUACCUACUAAUUGAAUAAAGAUUCAAUGGUUAUCUUUAUCAGACGAUCUAUCAGACUGUUAUAUGUGAUAGACCAUUAAUAUCUUGGAAUACAAUCCCAGUGCCUUUAUUAAUGAAGUGCCUUCGAGAUUAUGUACAAUAUUUGCAUUAUUAGUUUUGUAAGAGUAAUAUUAAAGAAUCUCCUAGGUUAGUUUUUAUGAGAUUACUAGAUUUAAAUGUAGGUGCUAGUGACGCACAAAUGUAGAAUUAUGGUGUAUUUUGUAAUAAAUUAUUGUUACUGUUUGUACAAACAUUUGACAUUAAACAAUAUUUUAAUAAAAUAAAGAUAUUUCGGUA
Molecule: messenger RNA, 6134 nt
Organism: Pieris napi
Lineage: Eukaryota; Metazoa; Arthropoda; Insecta; Lepidoptera; Pieridae
Gene: ci
Product: transcriptional activator cubitus interruptus
Exons: 20
Coding region: 356-4927 (1523 amino acids)
Biological process (GO): regulation of transcription by RNA polymerase II
Cellular component (GO): nucleus
Molecular function (GO): DNA-binding transcription factor activity, RNA polymerase II-specific; RNA polymerase II cis-regulatory region sequence-specific DNA binding
Source: RefSeq, a predicted model, not a curated record